AUGGUCAACGCCUUCUUCUGUAAGACUGCGGCUUUGGUGGCGACACUACUUGCCUCUGCCAAAGCGGAAUUAGAGACCGUGAAGCUCAAGCACCCGUCCGGCUCCACUGCUGAGGCGUACCUCUUUGGUGCUCACGUCAAGUCUUUCCGUGCUGCGAUCGAUCCCAAUCUCGAUAUCCUGUUCAUGUCGAACGAGUCAUUCUUGAACGGUAUUGAUCCCAUCCGCGGUGGCAUCCCUGUCAUCUACCCCAACUUUGGCAGUCAAGAUAAGUUCCCGGGUCACGGGUUCGCCCGCAUCACCAACUGGACCCUGGUCAACCACAAGGAUGCAAAGGACAAGAAGAGCCCAAGCGUAGCCACUUUUACGAUGGCGUCGAGCAACUUGACCCGUGCCAUUUGGCCCGUGGAGUUUGAGCUCACGUACGUCGUGAGGCUGUAUGCGAACCAGCUCAAGACGGCUCUGCACGUGCGCAACACGUUUGACGAGGCGAUUGAUUUCCACGCACUGCUGCACAACUACCUGUGGGUGGACGAUGCCCGCAACAAGGGCGUGCAGGUGAAGGGUUUCAAGGGCGUCGACUAUUUUGACAAGGUGGACAAGACGAACAAGACUGAGACCCGGGAGCUCAUUGACUUUGCGGCACAGACGGAUAACGUCUACCGAAACGCGCCAGACCUCAUUUCUGCCACGAUUAAGGGUGUCAACGCUAUUGACCGCACUGUGACAGUCAAGAAAGAGGGCAUUAUCACUGUCGGAGCCAGUCAGAAGGAGAAAUCCGGGGGGAAGUCAGGCAUCAAGAACGACUCGGACGGUAAGAAAAGAGUCAAAACCGAGACGGACUGUGUCCUGUGGAACCCGUGGGAAGAGCGUGCCAAGGCCAUGAAGGACUUUGGGGACGAGGAGUACAAGCACAUGGUGGCGAUUGAGCCGGGACGUGUGAGCGAGAAGCAGGUUCUGCCUGCCGGUCAGACCUACACGUUGCAGCAGACCAUCUCGGUACAGGCGCUGAAAAAGACGCAGUAA
Peronospora matthiolae is the source of this 1023-nucleotide messenger RNA. NCBI's taxonomy places the organism in Eukaryota, Oomycota, Peronosporomycetes, Peronosporales, Peronosporaceae. The record is from the annotation of a GenBank genome assembly.